This is a messenger RNA of Arthroderma uncinatum, 1575 nucleotides long. RefSeq lists its product as uncharacterized. Gene Ontology annotation, cellular component: endosome; lytic vacuole. NCBI's taxonomy places the organism in Eukaryota, Fungi, Ascomycota, Eurotiomycetes, Onygenales, Arthrodermataceae. Bases 1 to 1575 code for a protein of 524 amino acids. The record is from RefSeq and is a predicted model, not a curated record. Gene Ontology annotation, biological process: SNARE complex assembly. Gene Ontology annotation, molecular function: SNARE binding. The transcript has 2 exons.
AUGGCCUGCCACGUAUGCUCCCAACCGCCUAACCCAUGGCUAGGGUUUUACUGCCCAACAUGCGCUCGUAACCAGCUAUACGGCCUCCGCUUCGAACAUGCGGGAGUUCUGUUGGAGAAGGAUACGGCUGGUGCGCAAAUCGAAGAAUUGAUAACGAAAAAUACACAAGAAAACGCCGAUAUAUUGAGUGGUGACGGCUUGCGGUUAUCUGACGAAGCCAAACAGGCUGAACCCGAGCCUGAACCCUCGAGGUUAUUGUUCCAGACCAAACGUACCGCUAUUGCGCAGUCGGCUGGGAGAACAGAGGAUAUAUUAUCCCAUAUCUCUACUUUGGAAAAGGAAAUCGAAGAUGGGAAGAAGGAGAUUGCUCGAAGACGAGCUGCCCUUGCCCAACGGCGGUCUGAUGCCGAGUCGGCUAACUACGAGGUGUCUAGUCGGCGGGCUACGUCGCUAGGAACUGUUCAAAGCAGUAUCAAGGCUACGGAGAAGCAAUGGAAUAACCUCCACGUCAAGGCUGUGGAGUCUCGGGUAUUUUUAUGUCGUGAAGCGGCAACAUUGUUUGGCUUGCGUCAAAGAACGAGGCGGAGAAAAGGCGACCUGACAAACUCCUUUGCUAUCGGAGGCAUCAGCAUCGUUGAUCUUCGACAUAUGAAUAAUGUUAGCCCCGCGCAAAUAACCACGUCUUUAAGUCAUAUCUCCCGAAUGCUCGUCCUGGUGUCGCAUUAUCUAGCUCUUAGGCUACCUGCAGAGAUCGUAGUACCUCACCGCGGACACCCCUUACCCGCCAUAUUCACUCCAUCAGCAUCCUACAUGCCACGCCGCCAUGACUCUUCACCCAACCUAUCCCCAUCGCAUUCAAUUUCCGGCCAUUCACUCAUCCCACGCAGCGCGGAGGCCAACGCAGGGCCCCGCCCUAGACCGCUCUUCAUUGACCGCUCCCUCCCAAAGCUUGCCAAGGAGGAUCCCACCAGCUAUGCGCUGUUUAUCGAAGGAGUGUCCCUCUUAGCAUGGGACAUAUCAUGGCUAUGCAGAACACAGGGCCUUCAUCUGGGCUCAGAGUCGUGGGAAGAUGUAUGUGACAUUGGGAGAAAUCUAUGGCAACUUCUCGUAGCCCCGCCGGCAUUCCUUAAAGCAUUGUCGAACCGCGAAAAUCAACAGAGUCCAAGCCCUUCCCGCGGACAAGACAAAGAUCUUCCAGAAAACGGCAAUGGCGAUAUUAUUACCAAUACGAACGCCAGCGCCAACGCCAGUGCCAACGCCAGUGCCAACGCCAACGCCAACACCAACGCGAAUCCGCGGAACAACCUACGACGUUCACGAUCCCUUCCUAUCCUCGGCCACUAUUCGCAUGGAUCUGCACAUUCGUUCCUUGGUUCCGUGGAGGGAGUGGAAUUUAUGAAAACAUGGAAGCUACCGUCUCCCGUCAAGAUUGCGGAUAAGCUAAAAUCCACCUUACUCGGCGAAAUGGCCAACGCAGAGUGGGAAUUACUUGAGGAAGAAGAAUGGGAGGAAGGAGGUGCUAAGCGGAUAAGUGAUGAGAGUCCCGAACGAGGAGGCAUGGUGCUGCUCAAGUGA